AUGAAGCGAGUAAGAGUUAAAGCCGAGAAUACAGUGCCUGACAUAAAGCGUUCCAGAACUUUAAAAGAUAUUCACAUAGAGGUUGAAAUAGAUGAGGAGGAAAUACCAGUGAAUGUGUUUCUGUCAGUCACUGAGAAUGAUCUCCGAGAUCUUGAAAACGUUAAGACCCCAUUGAAUUGGGAUAGGAUCUAUAAUGAAGUGGUGGAUAUGAGAAGCCAGUUUAUGGCACCUGUGGAUACUCUUGGAUGUGAACGAAUGCCCAAUACCCUUGUGCCUGGAUUAAAGACAUCUAACCCCAAAGUGUAUCGAUUCCAAUUAUUAAUAUCACUCAUGCUAUCGUCCCAAACUAAAGAUGAAGUUAAUUUCGAAGCUAUGAAACAACUACAUACUUAUUUACAAAGUGCUGGGUUCUCUGAUGGGUUGUGUUUGCCAGGAAUCCAGCUGUUAACCAUUUCAGAGAUUGAUAAAUUAAUUUGUAAAGUUGGAUUCCAUAAUCGUAAAGCAAGUUAUAUCAAACAAGCAACAGACCUAGUGGUAACACAGUUCAAUGGUGAUAUACCAAACACUCUACAGGAUCUUGUUUCAUUACCUGGAGUAGGACCUAAAAUGGCUCAUUUAAUUUUGCAGGCAGCAUGGAAUAUAACUGAUGGUAUUGGGAUCGAUGUUCAUCUACAUAGGUUAGCCAAUCAAUGGAAAUGGACUGGAACUAAAGCCACCCUCACACCGGAAAAGACACGUCAAGAGCUUGAAAAGUGGUUACCUCGUCGUUUAUGGCAAGAAAUCAAUCCAUUACUAGUAGGGUUUGGACAAGCUGUAUGUGUUCAACAGAAGCCUAACUGUGAUGUAUGUCUGUUAGCAUACAACGGACUUUGUGCAUCCCGGAACAAGAAAUUGGUUCCCAAGCAAGACCAGCAAAUCUCUCCACAAAGAAUAGGGAAAAUAACAAACCAAAGGGCAGAUCUUUCAAAGUUACUAGCAAGAUAUCAUCGGGAAACGGGUUGA
Molecule: messenger RNA, 1002 nt
Organism: Lizanozyma spartinae
Lineage: Eukaryota; Fungi; Ascomycota; Pichiomycetes; Serinales; Debaryomycetaceae
Gene: NTG1
Product: bifunctional N-glycosylase/AP lyase
Exons: 1
Coding region: 1-1002 (333 amino acids)
Biological process (GO): base-excision repair; nucleotide-excision repair; base-excision repair, AP site formation
Cellular component (GO): nucleus
Molecular function (GO): DNA-(apurinic or apyrimidinic site) endonuclease activity; DNA binding; oxidized pyrimidine nucleobase lesion DNA N-glycosylase activity
Source: RefSeq, a predicted model, not a curated record